UCGUUAUCCUCAUUGACUUCAGCUGGUGAGGUGCGCACUAAGAAAUCAGAAAAUAUAUGUGCCCCUCAGUCUGAAACAGUUCACACGUUCCCUCACAAUAGUAACCACUGGUUUUUACUGCAAAAUGUUUCAACUCCUGCUUUUUUUUAUAUUCAUGUGGUUUGGAUUUUCAUCAGCCAUUGUCAAUGUGAAUCUAGACAAGCACUGGAACCUGUGGAAGAAGAAGCACAGCAAGGUCUACUCUCACCAGAUCGAGGAGCUUGGCCGCCGGAGAAUAUGGGAGUACAAUUUGGAGUUGAUUAAUGUGCACAAUUUGGAGACCUCCCUGGGUCUACACUCAUUUGGCAUGGGCAUAAAUCAUUAUGGAGAUCUGACAAUCGAGGAGAUGGGUAACUUGACUGGUCUGAAAGUGCCCACAGAUCUGGAGAGGGGUCCAUUCAACCUCAAUAUGGUAAAUGUGUCUCUGCCAUCAGCUGUGGACUGGCGGAAGAAGGGCCUAGUGACUGAAGUUAAAACACAGGGCUCAUGUGGUUCGUGCUGGGCGUUCAGUGCAGCUGGAGCUCUGGAAGGGCAGCUGAAGAAGUCCACCGGGGUUCUGAUGUCUCUGAGCACUCAAAACCUGCUAGACUGCUCCAACAAAUAUGGUAACCGUGGCUGUGAGGGAGGCUUUAUGUCAAACGCAUUCAAAUAUGUCAUGAGAAACAAGGGCAUCGCUACAGAUAAUUCUUACCCUUAUCACGGCAAGCGUGGUCAUUGCAAGUACAACCCAGAUUAUAAAGCUGGCAGCUGCUCUGGAUACACUUUUCUACCAAAAGGAGAUGAACAUGCUUUAAAGGUCGCUGUUGCAACUGUUGGCCCAAUUUCUGUGGCUAUUGAUGCUUCAAAACCCAAGUUUAUCUUCUACAAAAAUGGAGUGUACAAGGACAAAUCCUGCACCCAUUCAGUGAACCAUGGGGCGCUAGUCGUGGGCUAUGGGACAGAGGCUGGACAGGACUAUUGGCUGGUCAAAAAUAGCUGGGGCACAGCAUAUGGAGAGGACGGCUACGUCAAGAUUGCCAGAAACAAGAAGAACUUAUGUGGCAUUACCCUUUAUGCAUGUUUCCCAGUCAUGUGACUGUAUUUGAGAUGCUGUUUUAAAUAUACUAUUUGAUUAUGUAGUUAUGUUUAUCUAUUUUCACGUCUAAAAAGGAGAGUGCAAAUUCACUGCAGAUGUAGUUUUAAUUUUAUUUCCAUAUGGUUUAUAGUUUUUCUCAUAGAAUUGGAUAAAUGGCACCAAGUGCAAACCCCAGCAUAAUGAACAACUCACAUAAAAUAAUACAGCACCUUUUCAGCAUCACUAAAAUAAAGUCAAUAUCAAGUAAUAAAUACUGAAAGUACCAAGAA
Messenger RNA from Periophthalmus magnuspinnatus, 1383 nucleotides. RefSeq names its product cathepsin S-like. NCBI's taxonomy places the organism in Eukaryota, Metazoa, Chordata, Actinopteri, Gobiiformes, Gobiidae. The transcript has 7 exons. The coding region runs from base 125 to 1114 and encodes 329 amino acids. Gene Ontology annotation, molecular function: cysteine-type endopeptidase activity. Gene Ontology annotation, cellular component: lysosome. The record is from RefSeq and is a predicted model, not a curated record. Gene Ontology annotation, biological process: immune response.